AUGUCUGGCCCUCCCUUCACAGUUCGGGCAGUCUUCGAAUAUGCUUCGGAGCACGAUGACGACCUGAAAUUCCCGAUCGGUCAAAUCGUGACGGUCACCGCUCUAGAGGACGACGAUUGGUACUACGGUGAAUACUCAGACGCCUCGGGGGCCAAACACGAGGGUAUCUUUCCGAAAAACUUUGUCGAGAAGUACGAACCUCCAGCUCCCCCACGACCAUCUCGACCUAGACCAAAGAAGGACUCCGAGACAGUGCCAGUGGAAUCCCCUGUUGCCGCAACUAGAGCCCAGCCCGAGCCCGAGGUGCUGCCUGCGGAGGAGGCACAUGAGAUCGUGUCGCCACAGUCACCUGUGUCCCAGUCCCAUCUACCUGCGAGUGCCCCUGUAGCGGAAGUUGCAGCUUCUCCUCCCCAACCGGCAAAGGCGCCCGUUCCCGCUGCUCCCGAGGCCCAAGUCGAACCUGUAGCCAAGGCACCUCCUCCGUCCAAGCCCGCUCCUCCAGCUGUCGCCGAGAAGCCUACAGCUUCUUCAUUCCGCGACCGUAUUGCCGCCUUCAACAAGCCUGCCGCCGCGCCAGUUACACCUUUCAAGCCAAGUGGUUCUCAGCCAUCCUUCAUCAAGAAGCCCUUCGUCGCGCCGCCCCCCAGCCGAGAUGCCUAUAAGCCACCACCAAGGGAGCCUGCACCUAAGGUCUACAAGAGAGAUGAGGACCCGGAACUGAAGGAACAAGUCGCACGUGAGCUUCCUGUUUCAGAAAGCCGACCCUCUCCCGCUCCCGUUCCUACAGAAGGAGGCGAAGAGUCUGCUGAAGAUCAACCCAAACCGACUAGUCUGAAAGAACGGAUUGCUUUGCUCCAGAAGCAGCAGAUGGAACAGGCCCAACGUCAUGCAGAAGCAGCUCAAAAGAAGGAGAAGCCCCCGCGCGCUCCCCCGAGGAGGUCUAUAGAUGAGUCUGUGGCUCCUGUAGCCCCCGCAGUCCCUGCAGCCCCCGAGGAGGAACAAGAGUCUCCUGUCGAUGCAAUGGCGUCUGCUAGGGAUCCUAGUAUCGAUACAUUGAGAACUGCGCCCCCUUCCCAGCCUCCUGUGCCAUUCUCACCCACUCAAGAAGCCGCGAGCGAUGCCAAUGAUGCCGAUGAUUCUGCCCCGACUGACUCCGAAGAUGCCGGUGAAACAUCCACUAGCAGGGAUGACGACGGUGAUCAAGCUCCUCGCCCAAGCUCUCAACGUCGACCGUCCGCUCGACCAACCGAACAGCCUUUCGAGGAGGAGAACGAAGAAGAAGAGGAAGAGGAGGAGGAAGUGGACCCCGAAACAAAGCGCCGAAUGGAGCUGCGAGAGCGCAUGGCCAAGAUGAGCGGUGGUAUGGGCAUGAUGGGUCUGUUUGGACCACCCGCCGGAGGAAUGCCUGGCAUGUCUGGUGCUGGUACUCGCAAGCCACCAAAGACCCCCAGCGAGUCGGAAAAGAGACUUGCAGAGCCCGAAGUUGAACCCACUUCACCUGCCCAUGCACCUCCAGUUCCCAUGGUUCCUCUUCCUGGAAUGAACCUGGCUACCAAGCCAGUGGCUCCCACCGAGGUGGAAAAGGAUGAGGAGCAGCCUCUGGCCACGCCUAUUACUGAACAGCACUCGGCGCACGAGAUUCCAGACGUGGAAGAGGUGGUCCACGAAGGUCCAGUGCGUCGCACCUCGGUUGAUCGUCCACCUCCGGCUCUCUCGUCUCAAGACCGUUCGGCGCCUCCCCCGCCUCCCCGGGAGUCGCGACCUGUUGAACAGGCGCCGGGUUCUCCUCCACCAGUCCCUGGAAGCCGACCAGUCCCCCCUCGGCCAACCACUGCGGACAGGGGCGAGGAGUCCGACGAUGAACUUUCGGUCCUCGAGUCUGCUCCGUCGUUGAACACUUCGGUUGCUCCACCGGCUGUGCCUGCACCUGCGAUUCCUGAUCAGAUUGACUCUCGUCGUUCCUCGGCAUACGGGCCAGAAUCUUCAACGGCUUCGACCCCUGCAGUUGAACAGAGAGCUAGUCGUCCACCGCCACCUGUUCCAAGCAAUAUGCCCAUACCACCGUCGCAGGGACGCGCCCCUCCUCCACCCCCUCCCGACCAACUUCGACGCCGGUCCACCGUUGAUAAUCGCAAGAGUACGACUUCUCCUCCCCGACAAGCUGGAGAAGAAGCUGAAGGGGAGGUUACUGAGUACGACGGGGACUACGAUACUGAUAUCGCAUCGGGGGUAAAGCAUAAGGAUGCCCUGAAGGCCCAUGAACGCGACUCCAGCUUUGACGAGGGUACUAUCACCGACGACCAUUCUAUUCAAUCUCCUCCUAGCCCCCCGGUAUCUCGGCAACCCCCUCCUCUCCCCCCGAUCGCUCCCAGGGCAGUUCCGCCUCCUCCCCCAAGCCAGCCUCCCCGGAACGCUCGUGCAUCAAUCGACAUACCCCGAGGACCCCCUCCCCCUCCGCCAAACAGAGAACCCGCCAGUGACGACGAUGAAGAGUAUGAUCCAUUCAACUACUCCGCUCCUCAGCAUGGUCUGCCUACACCCCCACCACUUCCGCAUGGUCGCUCAGAGAUUCCACCUCCCUUCCCGCCACAAAAAGCCGCCGAGGCGGAAUACGAUGAUUUGUAUGAUGCUCCCCCAGCACCGAGCGCAGUGAACGAAAGACCGACUGCCUCAUAUGAAAAGCGACUUUCAUUGGCACCUCUUCCUCCUCAAAGUCAAGCUCCGGCUUUGCCAUCCCCAGCUUUGCCAUCCCCAUCCGUAGCUCGAAGCCAACGCGCAUCUAUGGAUCUUCUUCGAGGCCAGCCCAACAUUCGCCGGUCGAUGGAUGUUUCUCGUCCCUCGGUGGAUCAAGGCUACAUCGCCACAGACGUUGAUUUUGCCGAACACACCCUUUGGUGGACUCAAUCCAACACUCCUCCCCCGGUGUUCCAAAACCGCAGCGAUCUUCUCUUCGAGGUCGAGGAAUCUGCUUCUACCAAGCGGGGUGGAAAGUCAAUUGUCUCGAAGGAUAUCUAUAUCCUGUUCCUCGAUUACUCUCAGACAGUUGUGAACGUGCAAUUCGACCCUAGGAAUCCUGCCGAUGCUUCUCUUGAGCAGCGCCACGAACCCCCGCCACUCCAGCCUCGUCAAGAUCAGCUUGAGCAAGCCCACAUCCAACUUGGUACCCGAAUCUCAGAAGCUGUCAACUCGAUCCAGAACUCUACUGUUGGAGACGGCACUCCGUUCGGAUUGGUCCAGCACCUACUCAACCCUCUUUCCGAGGCGCUGCUCCCUGUCGGCACCCGAGGAUACGGCGCUUCCGUUUACUCCAACCUGGCAAAUGCCUCCGUGUCCCAGAAUGAUGAGAUCCGUGCCGGUGACAUUGUCAGCUUCCGCAAUGCCCGCUUCCAAGGACACCGCGGCACCAUGCACCAGAAGUAUAGCGCCGAGGUCGGCAAGCCAGACCACGUGGGCGUCGUUGUGGACUGGGACGGCACAAAGAAGAAGAUCCGAGCCUGGGAGCAAGGUCGCGAGAGCAAGAAGGUCAAGAUGGAGAGCUUCAAGCUGAACGACCUCCGCAGUGGCGAAUGCAAGGUCUGGCGUGUGAUGCCCCGUAGCUGGGUCGGUUGGGAAUCCAAUAAGUCGUAG
This is a messenger RNA of Penicillium soppii, 3627 nucleotides long. Its product is annotated as SH3 domain protein. Bases 1 to 3627 code for a protein of 1208 amino acids. Gene Ontology annotation, biological process: protein transport to vacuole involved in ubiquitin-dependent protein catabolic process via the multivesicular body sorting pathway. The transcript has 3 exons. Gene Ontology annotation, cellular component: ESCRT-0 complex. NCBI's taxonomy places the organism in Eukaryota, Fungi, Ascomycota, Eurotiomycetes, Eurotiales, Aspergillaceae. Gene Ontology annotation, molecular function: protein binding. The record is from RefSeq and is a predicted model, not a curated record.